Oncorhynchus nerka (sockeye salmon) is the source of this 1716-nucleotide messenger RNA. Its product is annotated as tartrate-resistant acid phosphatase type 5-like. Gene Ontology annotation, biological process: bone resorption. NCBI's taxonomy places the organism in Eukaryota, Metazoa, Chordata, Actinopteri, Salmoniformes, Salmonidae. Gene Ontology annotation, molecular function: acid phosphatase activity; ferric iron binding; ferrous iron binding. The transcript has 6 exons. The record is from RefSeq and is a predicted model, not a curated record. Bases 198 to 1169 code for a protein of 323 amino acids.
UCCAUUGUUCUGUCUUGUCUUCUGACAUGGCUCAAUAAAGGAAGUUAUCUGAAACCACAAUACUGCUUCCUCUAUAGGAACAGUUCUAAAGAGAACAAAUGGAAAUCUUCUUCCUGUUACAGCGUGUGACACACUGACCAACUGCUCAACUGUUCGUUUUCUUUGUUAGUAAGUCUAUUCCUCUCCACUCUGGCAUAAUGGAUAGGUUGUAUCUGCUGCUACUGGUGUGCUUACAUUCAUUCUGGCCUCACUGCCAACCACUGGACCAAGCAUCACUGCGGUUCAUUGGGCUGGGGGACUGGGGAGGACUCCCGCUCUUCCCUUACUACACCCCUCAUGAGGAGGCCAUCGCUGAGGAGAUGUCCUGGGCGGCCCAGACCCUGGGACUGGACUUUGUCCUCAGUCUGGGAGACCACUUCUACUAUGGCGGAGUGAAGGACGUGGAUGACCCACGCUUCAAGCACACCUUCGAGCGUGUCUUCUCUCAACCAUCACUCGUUGACGUCCCGUGGUACCUUGUGGCGGGAAACCACGACCAUCUAAAAAAUGUGUCUGCUCAGAUUGCUUACUCCAACAGAUCGGGGAGAUGGAGGUUCCCUGAGUUGUACUAUGAGCUCCAGUUCAAGGUUCCCCAGAGUAACGUGUCUGUGACCGUCCUGAUGGUUGACACCGUAGUGCUUUGUGGGAACACCUAUGAGGGGACCCAGCCCAAAGGAGAAGAGGACCCGGAGGCUGCUGCCAAGCAGUUCGACUGGAUCAACUCCAGACUGGCAAACAGCAAGUCAGAGUUCAUUGUGGUAGCUGGUCACUAUCCUGUGUGGUCCAUUGGUGAUCACGGCCCCACUAAGUGUCUUGUGGAUAGACUACGGCCACUGCUGAAGAAGUAUGAUGUCACAGUCUACCUGAGUGGUCAUGACCACAGUAUACAGUUUAUCAGAGAGGAUGAUGGGAGUUCUUAUGUGGUCAGCGGGAGUGGGGCCUUUACAGAAAUGUCCAUUCAUAACAUCAACAGCUUCCCGACUUCAUGGCAACGGUUCUCCAACGCUGUCAACCAUACAUCCGGUGGGUUCGCUUACUUUGAAGUCACAGAGAACAAUAUGACCGUCAGCUACAUCCAGACUGAUGGGAAAUGUGUUUACCAAACAGGACUGGCAAAACGCAAAGUCUGACACAGGCAAUGGCAUCACGAGAUAGUCAACAAUCAACUACUGCAGGCCUAAUAUGCUGACUGUUUCUAAGAGCAAACUGUAUCUUUAAGCAGUUUACAAAACUGAAAACAUCUCCUUGUUCUAGUUCAAUUAAUCUUUUAACUCUGUUUUCUUUUGGUUAAUAAUUGUCUUGGACUGUAACAAAAAAAAAUGAAUAUGAUUUUCUCUGAAUUGCAAUUCUAAUGUAAUUUUAAUGUUUUGAAUGUGUUCUAUUUUUAUUGAAAAUCCCCGCCCCCAAAAAUUGUGUGAAAUAAUUGUGAGUUGAAUGACCUGUAGAUGGUGGUGGUUAGAUCUUUUUGCAGGAACUAUACAAGACUGAUGUCUGCUGUGAUAAAGAUUACGUAACUUGAGCAUUCUCACCAGACGUAGUCACAUUAACAUAACAUACCCCACUAUUCAACAAUGUCUCAUAUCAAAGAUAAACACAUUACCACAAAUGAAUGGUAAGACUUUAUUAUGAAAAUGUCAAUAAAAUCAAACAAGAGUACCAUAUUAGUACCAGACUCCA